AUGUAGUAGUAUUGACUCAAAAUGUUGUUCAUAAUGUUGCUGAACCUGAGAUAAAGCAAGAAGAAGAGGAGAUACUUUUACAUAGAAUUGGUGAUCAAAAAAGAGUGAUGGGAAGAAAUACUGUGACAAAGGGUAAGAAAGGAGUUGGCAGGGGCCGGGGCAAGAGAAUGGUUGGAAGAAGAACUAGCACAGAAAACAGAAGUAAAAAAGACAUGGAAGCAAAAAGGGAUUCACAGGAAUGCCAAGUUGUCUAUCAACUGUGUGUUCUCAAUGAUACUCCAGAGGGAGAGGACAAAGACACAGACAAAAAUGGAGCUAAUGCCCCUGAAACUGUACCAUCAUUUUCUGAGGAAACCCCUGAGGAUCAGGUAGUUUUUGAGCUAGACUCCGUUACCACAAGUGUAAUAGAGAUGGUGAACUCUGAAGAUGGGUCAUUUAUUGAGAAAUCUAGAGAGCUGGUUAGAGAUGGUAGUUCUCCUGGUGUCAUAUUGGAAAAAUUCUUGACCGCUUGUGAGAGAAAUGUGGAAAAUCCAAACACCCCAAAUCAGAUGCGACAGGCUAACUCGGAGUUGGAUGUCAGUAAAGUUACUAUGACAUACACAUCAGCUGAUGUGAAAAUGGAAGAACGUUCUUCAAAUCAGGCUCCCCUCAGUCUGAUUUCCUCUGAGACUGGUUCGCUGCGUGGAGUACAAAUGUUCUUGGUGAAAGCAGAAGACCACUUGACUCUGAAUGAGCUUGUGAUGUUCCACACACCGAUGGAUGCUCCCCGUGUUGAAUGUCAAGAUAAUGCCAUUGAUAAGAACAGAGAUGGCAUCGUUUCUGACUCCCAUGUAGUACCGCUGCAGUCCAACAGCAAACAGUGUAUUUUUUAUCCUGUUAAAGAGGAAGAAAGAGAACAUUUUGUGGAGCUCCCUGAUACAGAUCAGAAACGCUUGGAUUCAGAGGGGCUUGCAGGUACUUCAUCUGGAAUAGAUGAAUGUGAGGAAAUCAGGGUGGGGUUGGUACAAAUGGACGUGCAAGAUCUGUAUAGAAACACUGAAGAGGGUGAUGUUAGUUCUGAACAGCAAAGCACUCAAGGAUUUUUAGAAUUCCUCUCCCAAAAUACAGACACUGAUGACUCUGAUAAUGUUCAUACUGAAACAGAAGCUGAAACCAUGGUAAUGUCCUGUUACCAUGGUAUACAGAGUAAUGGUGCAGCACACCAAAAUGGAAUGGAAAGAUGUGGUCCUAAUGACAGAAAAAAUGUGGGCCCUUCUAAAACCGUACACACAGAAAUAGAGAGACAGCUUAGUUGGAAGCCCAUUGACUACUUCUGUCAGUAUUUUAGUUGGGACACGUGGAAAGAUAUGGCUGUCUGCACAGGGGAAAUUUCAAAAUGGCCAAACCCUGUUACAGAAAAAGAGGUUGCACAGUAUGUAGGAAUCCACAUUGCAAUGGGAACUCUAAAGUUUCCCAGCACAAAGCUCUACUGGGAUGACUGUACCAGAGUACCACUAAUCGCUGAUGCCAUGUCAGCUUCAAGAUUCUGUGAGGUCACUCGACAACUGAGGCUGGCCAGCUCUGGUGGAGCUUCCAUAGAGACAAGUAGCGAUCAGCAGUCUGAAGAAAGGAAUAAAGACAAACCACAGCCAAGUAAUAAAUCCCAAAGUCAUGCCUCGAUGUCAAGAGACACAUCCAGAGUGUGUGUGCCUUCUCAGUCACACAAUAUUGAGGAGAAACGUAAUUGCACAAACAUUGAAGGGUCAAAGAUAGAUCCUUUGUGGAAGGUAUUGCCAUUGAUUCAAAGAGUUCAAGAGGGUUGUCGAGCCCUGAAGCAAAAUGGAUGCUUUGGAGUUGAUCAGUACCCCCUUCCGUUUCAAAGACAUCCAAACCAUUCAUUACUUCACACAGUUGUAAUAAGUGGUGGAGGGUUGGUUGUGGACUUUAACUUGAGUGUAGAUGACUCCAAUAGAGAAAAUGUAGUUGAAAAGAUGGUAUCUAGAAGUAAUGAUAGAAAUGAAGGGAUGGUUUUUCUUUGCAAACCAGAGCUUUCCACACCCUCUAUGUUAGAGCAUCUAUUAGAUGCAGGUGUGCAAAGUGCUGGCAAGGUUGGUGGGGCAAGAGGGCAGAUAGGUGACGAGUUUGCAAGCUCGGAUGGAAAACUCAAACUCUUCAGAUGUCAUCAUGGCUUUAUUCUUUCUGCAGUGGUAAAGGAAAGGCCGCGUUCAACAUCUCUUGUCAGUGGCUUUGAGCGAGCCAUUAAAGCUGCAAAUAUGAACCGUGAUUUGAGAAGUCUUUAUCGUUCUCCAUGCACAAACUCAGCAGCCAGUGCUUGGCCACAAUCUGUUCUCUGGGACUUGAUGGAUCUGGUAUUAGUAAAUGCAUGGCUACAGUAUAAGCAAGAUUAUAGUCAUAUUACAGAUCAAUUAUCACUUAUGGCAUUUCGUUUAGAGGUGGCAAAAGCGUUGAUCCUCUCCAGUGGUAAUGAUGCACAAGAUUCAUCACCCCCCUGUCCUCCUGCUUCAAAACCACAUGGCCCAGAUACAAACUUCAGACCUUCUCAGUUUCUUGAGACCCCUUUGCCUGAUGCAGUUACAAGGUAUGAUGGCUCUGGGCACUGGCCAGAGCAGCUGGCAGAGGGUGAGGAGGGCAAGUGUAGAUUUGGAGGCUGUGAACGCACAUCACGCGUGCAGUGUCUCAAAUGCUGCGUGUUCCUUUGCAUUUCCCGAAACCAGAACUGCUUCCUUAAGUUUCAUAGUCAGGGUCCUUCUUAAGGCGUACUGACUGGAAAUGAAUGGUGGUGAAUGAAAUAUUUAGCUUUUUUAAAUUAGAUAGUUAUGCUUGUAUACAAUGCUGUGGAAAUUAGACACACCAGGCCUGAUUACUGUCAGCCCUGUUCAAUCAAAUGAACACCUAAAUAGAACUUUUUCAGCAGAAUGAAGUUGGCUAAAAGCUCUCACCCAGUAGCACACUAUGCAAAGGUCGAAAUAAAUUCCAGAAAUUAUGAGGAAAAGGUUGAUUGGAAAUACAUCAGUCUGGGAAGGGUUACAAAGCUAUUUCACAGGCUCUGGGGUUCCAAAAAACCACAGUGAGAGCCAUUAUCUCCAAAUGGAGAAAACUUGGUACAGUAGUGAACCUUCCCAGAAGUGGCCAACCUUCCAAAAUUCUUCCAAGAGCACUGCAACGACUCAUCCAGGAAGUCACAAAAAAGCCAAGGACAACAUCUGAGGAACUGCAGGCCUCUCUUGCAUCAAUAAACGGUGUUGGGGGUUAUGCAAUAUUUGUUAUUUCUAGGCCAUAAUAUCGGAUUUACUUUUUAAAAAAGUAACUCGUUGCCUUUGUACACUUCUACUGUCCCUGUAUUUCGAGAAAUCGGGACUAAAUGUGUGCGAACUGUGUGCGGAAGAGACGUAGUGCAUGAUUGCUAUUGUAUUUCUAUAGAGUGUGAGGCUAGAGACUAUUUAGCAGAAGAGACGAGUCACUUCUAUUUAAACGAAUGGAGAAAUUGGAACAUACAACCAAGAAGCUCUAGCACCCAACAGUCAAUGGCUGUAGAAAGGAAGUCCCACCUUGCAGAUAAAAGCGCCAAUCUCCUUUUAGAUAGACAUCACCUGUCAAUCAACUCGCUAACGUGCAUGCGCAUUUCAUGUUUUUAGCGUGAUAUAAGGUCAGCAACAUUCGGUUGUGUGAAACACAGUUGAUUCAUGUGUUAAUACAAUGCAUUAAAACAAAUUAGUAAACACGUUUAGGCAGUGGGAUUAUAAGAAUAGUCUUACACUGGCCACAACAUGAUACACAGGGUGAAAUACUCACUCAGUUCACAGACUUAUGCAGCCAAACUGCUCCGUGUUAAGAGCUCCCUGUAACUGGUAGAAUGGGAUGAGAAAAGACUUUGGAUCAGUGGCUCCAAGUAACCUUGUACAUUGUGUGUGUACGCAGAGAAAAUGUCUUGGUUUCUAAAAAAUUCUACAUUUUUGUUUUAUAAUAUACAAGUAGUUUGAUUAAUGAAACAAACCAUUUUUAUGACAUUUUGGUAGCAUUAAAAACUAUUCCAAUCAAGUUGUAUCAACAUGCACCUAUGAAGUUAUAUGCAAUCAACCAGUGGUGUCUGUACACACCAUGUAUCAACUCAAAACAAGCAUGCACUGAGAUGACUUAAGUGAAAAAUAUUCAUUAGACUUAUUCCUUGAACAUUUUAGGCUGGCAUGUCCCACUGAAUUUUAUCCUGACUUUUGAAAAACAUCUUAAGUUGACUCUGACAUUGUCUAUGGGCACAGCACAUAAUGAAAGGUAUGAUGCAGGUUCAAGUGUUGGACUUUGCUGCUUUAGGUAAGACAGUGGUUAUACUUCAUUAUUCAUAAUGGCUGCCAAGUUGAUGGAAAAACAAAUCAUGCAUAUUCAUGUUAUUGAUUCUUUAUUAUAUAUUUGACGUGAAGAACUACUUUCUAAAUAUCUUUGUUUUCUUUGUUGUUUUGACAUGAGUGUUGUACAGUAGCUAGCAUGACCUGUAAUGUCUCUUGUAUGCAAUGCAUGGCUUAUUUGUAUGGAAUACAUAGCAGAAGAGAAACUGGCUUUGAGAACGCAAAGCUUUACUUUCCAUAAAACAAUUAUUUUUUAAGGAGUAAUACAAUAUUCUAACAAGUUACUUUUGAAAUUGAUGUUAUCCAACACUGUCAAUAAAGGUCACUGUUCAUGACUCCACUCUCAGAAAGACACUGGGCAAAAAUGCCAUCUGUGGAAGAGUGGUGAGGUGAAAACCAUUGCUAACAUGAAACUCUUUACCAAUAAAUCCUAAAGGAGAACAUCCGGUCAGCAGUCUGUGAGUUGAAGCUCAAGCAAAACUGGGUUAUACAGCAAGAAAAUUAUCCAAAGCGUAGGAGUAAGUCCAACUUUAAAUGGCUCAAAAGAAGCUAAAUUAAAGUUUUGGAGUGGCCUAGUCAAAGUCAUGACUUGAACCCGAUUGAGAUACUGUGGCAGUAACUUAAAUGGGCAGUUCAUGCUCGAAAAGCCUCCAGUGUGGCUGAACUAAUGCAGUUCUGCAAAGAAGAGUGGGCCAAAAUUCCACCACAGCGUUGUGAACGACUUAUCUCCAAUUAUCGGAAGCGUUUGGUUGCAGUUAUUGCAGUUAAAGGAGGUUUUUUCACAUAGGUGUUGGAUAAUUUUUUUGCUUCAAUAUUUUUUAUUUAUUUUAGAAAACUGUAUUUUGUAUUUUCUUAGAUUGCCUUUGGUUUUUUUGUUAUAUCUUGUUUAAAAAUCUAAAACAAUUUGGAGUGGAAAAAUACACAGAAUAGAAGAAAUCAGAGAGGGGCAAAUACUUUUUCACAGCACUGUAUGAUUAUACUUUGCUUAAAUAAGAUAUUUAAGUUAUUUCUUGUAUCAUGCCAAUUCUUGAAUCAGUUUUUUUAUAUAUAUAUUUUAUUUAUUUAUUCUAAUGCCACGCAGCCCUCUAUAUCUGUUUUUGUCUACAAUGUGUAGUUGUGCAAAAAAUGGCAACAAUUAACCCUAUUUGGAUGUGCAGUGAAUGUUAUAAUGUGAUUUAUGUAUUUUCAUAUUGCCAACGAGAAUGUUAUGUAUUUUACUGUUCUACAGUAUGCUUGGUGGAAAACACAAGAUGUCUUGUGCAUUGUUAGCUUUUUAUUAAUUUUCCAAAAGUAUAGCCUAUAUUCAGAAUGUGAUGUUUUUUUUUUGUUCCUUCCUUCAAUCUAUUCAUGACUACAUCAACUCCUGCUCAUUGUGAAUAACAAG
Molecule: messenger RNA, 5724 nt
Organism: Xyrauchen texanus (razorback sucker)
Lineage: Eukaryota; Metazoa; Chordata; Actinopteri; Cypriniformes; Catostomidae
Exons: 7
Coding region: 108-2753 (881 amino acids)
Source: RefSeq, a predicted model, not a curated record